AUGAACGAUUCAACUUCUAGCACAGGGUCACAAUUCCCAGUGAUUAUCUCGCCGAAUCUGCAAACCCCUCCAACCGACAAUGUCGAGUACGAUAAGCCACGCCCGCUUUGCCAGGAAGUAGUGUGUAACGGCGAUGCCACGGCUAUGUCUGAUGACAUUGGAAUUGCCAGUAGCCCUAGUGACCCUCUGAUUGCUAUCACAGGAAUGGCUAUGCGACUUCCCGGGGGUAUUGGAACUGCAGAAGAAUUUUGGAACCUGUUGAUUGACAGGAAAGACGGCCAUGGCGAGGUACCAAGCUCACGAUACAACAUAAGCGCAUACCAGAGCCAGUCAAAACCCCAUGCGGUCCGGGCCGAAAGUGGUUAUUUCCUACAUGAUGAUAUAGCGAGAUUUGAUACGGGCUUCUUUGAUGUACGACCACGACUUGCUGCCUCACUGGAUCCUCAACAAAGGCUUCUGGCCGAGGUGGUGUGGGAGUGCCUCGAGAACGCCGGGGAGGCAAACAUUGCCGGCAAAAGGAUUGGAUGUUUUGUUGGAGUUUUUGGGAACGAUUGGCAGGAGCUUGCACUCCGAGACCAGCAGGACUUUGAUCGGAAUCUCGUGGGCUGUACUCAUGACUUUGUCCUGGCAAACCAAAUCUCACAGUUAUUCGACUUGAUGGGCCCUAGUCUCACGAUCAGAACUGCUUGCUCGUCUUCAAUGACCGCAUUACACAUGGCCUGUGAGGCCAUCAAAGCAGGCGAGUGCGAUUCUGCGGUCGUUGCUGGCACAAAUUUGAUAUUGACACCCACCACCUCUACAACGAUGUCCGACUACAAGGCCCUAUCACCAAGCGGGAUAUGCAAGACAUUUGAUGCAGAUGCAGAUGGCUAUGGGAGAGGUGAAGCCAUCAACGCCGUUUUUAUCAAGAAUUUGGAUGACGCAUUACAAAGAAGCGAUCCGGUUCGAGCUGUGAUCCGAGCCACUGCGAUCAACUCGGAUGGCAAGGUAGCCAUGACCGGAGAACCUCGCGCAGAAGGACAGGAACAAGUCAUCAGAUCUGCCUACCGAAAAGCUGGUAUAGAUGAUUUCUCGGAAACCGGGUUUUUUGAAUGCCACGGAACAGGAACCCAGAAGGGCGAUGUGAUCGAGACUUCAGUUGUUGCAAGUGUCUUCACAGAUGGCAUCAUCAUGGGAUCGGUCAAGCCAAAUCUUGGUCAUUCAGAGGGUGCUUCUGGUCUCACAAGUCUAAUCAAGGCCGUGCUUUCCCUUGAGCACCGAAUGAUUCCGCCCAACAUUCAUUUCCACCAUCCUAACCCAAAAAUUCUUUUUGAAACUUCGAAGCUACGAGUUCCUAUCGAGCCAAUUGCCUGGCCUGUCGACAAAUCAGAACGAGUCAGCAUCAAUUGCUUCGGAGUGGGUGGCUCCAAUGCUCAUGCAAUCCUUGAGUCGGCAAGAUCUUUCACGGAAACCAAACCCGAAACGAAUUACUCUCGCCGGAGUGGGCAGCAUCAGCUCUUUGCGAUCUCGGCCAAAUCAGAAGAAUCCUUGAGUCGUCGUAAAACGCAAAUUCUUCAAUAUCUAGAGAGCCAUCCAGAAUCAAUGCCGGACCUGGCUCAUACACUUGGACAACGAAGGGAAUUUUUGCGCAAUCGGGGCUUCAUGAUCACCGAUGGUACAUCUGUGACACACGGAGGCACUCGAAAUUUAUUUCAAGCACCAAAGAUCGAAGCUGUGACUUUAUUAUUCUCCGGUCAGGGAGCUCAGUGGUCAGGAAUGGGCAGAGGUUUGAUCAAACACAGUGAAUCUUUCCGGAGUGACAUGAGGAAGAUGGACAGCGUCUUGCAGUCACUCAAAGACGCUCCCCGCUGGAGAAUUGAAGAUGUACUGUCUCAGCCGGAUUGUCCUGAUCUCGAUGAUGCUCAGGUUGCUCAGCCAUUAUGUACAGCACUUCAGAUUGGGUUGGUCAACAUGAUCAGGGACUGGGGAAUUCAACCAGAAUCAGUGGCCGGCCAUUCUAGCGGAGAAAUUGCCGCAGCAUAUGCAGCAGGCGCAAUUUCAAUGGAUGUGGCUAUCAUGCUCAGCUAUUAUCGUGGUCAAGUGACGAAGAUGCAGACAAGCCCAGGAAUGAUGGCCUCUGUCAGCCUGGGCAAACUUGAUGUUGAUCCAUAUCUUGCAAAAGGCGUUGUCGUGGCUUGCGAAAAUAGCCCUCGAAGUGUGACUCUCUCUGGUAUACGAGAUGUGUUGUGUCAGAUCCUCGACCGCAUAUCCUCUGAUCAUCCAGACGUUAUCUGCAAGUCUCUGCCACUUAACGUUGCGUACCACUCAGAAUUGAUUACGGAAGCCGCAACCCAAUAUUUGCAACUCAUUGAGCCUCAUGUCAGCUCGAAUGCUUCCAUGAUCCCAAUGUUCUCCUGCAUUUCUGGGAAACAAAUAUCUUCACCCGCAGAUCUCGAUGCUGCGUACUGGCGUCGUACGAUGGAUUCACCGGUCAACUUUAACGAAUCUAUCAGCAAGCUUAUUGAAGAUAGUGACAGAACCAGGUUGUUCGUUGAAGUCGGCCCACAGUCCGUUCUGCUUAGCCCUAUAAAGCAGAUCCACGAAGCUUCCAAGGCUCAGUCAAAGAUGGUGUAUGUUCCCACUCUGAUGAAAGAUCAGAACUCGAUGGAGUGUGCUCUACGGACGGCAGGAGAGCUAUACCUGCAUGGUGUCACGUUGGAUAUGACAGCUAUAAACGGUAAUGGCAAAGUUCUGACCGAUUUGCCCCCCUACCCAUGGCAGCAUGAGAAGCGACUUUGGUAUGAGUCCCGCAUUGCUCGCAAUUGGAGAACAUCCAAGUUUGCACAUAAUGAGCUCUUAGGACACCGUUCUCCUGAGUCAUCAGAUCUUGAGCCCUUUUGGAGAAACAGGUUGCAGCUCAAAUGCGUUCCUUGGCUUCUUGACCACAAAGUCAACUCCGAUAUCGUGUACCCUUGCGUCGGGUAUAUUUCAAUGAUAGGCGAAGCAAUUCGUCAAAUGACUGGAUCAAAAUGCUUCGCGAUCAAGCGGCUCUUCAUAAGUGCCCCCAUGGUAUUGUAUGAAAAUGUCACGACGGAGAUCAUCACAAAUUUACGCCCUGCAAGAUUGACAGACAGCGUCAAAUCAAGCUGGUAUGACUUCACUGUUUCUGCGUAUGAUGGUACGCAAUGGUCAACACAUUGUAAUGGGCAAGUCAGAGGAGAGAACGAAGAUAAUCUGUGUGCCUUGAAUUCUAGUUCUCAAGCCUUUGUACGUCAAGUCGAUACCGAUGUGUGGUACGAAACAACGCGAAAGGCGGGCCUGGACUUCGGACCUAGUUUCCGCAAGCUCACAGCAAUCACUGCUGAUCCCAUCGGCUACUACGCUUCUGCUACUGUUACUCAAAACGAACCGAAAGAACAAACCGAUCGAGAUGGCAUCGACCCUGUGGUCAUUGAUCAAGGUCUGCAGCUUCUUGGGAUUGCUGCAUGCAAUGGACUUUCGCGGCGCAUGUCUAAGCUCGGUGUUCCCAUGUCAAUUGAUUAUCUCUAUAUCUCAGAUGCGCACAAAAUCACAGAAUCCGAAACUGGGAUUGCCCUUCGAGCUGAAUUCCCAGCCUGUGAAAAUGGCACAUUGAAAACUUCACUGGGAGGGUGUGUGUCGGGAAAUUUGGACGAAAAUCUUUCAUUCAAUCUCAAAGGAGUCAAGUUCUUCCCAUUACGCCAACCCAGGGUGUCUACGGAGAUCCCAUUGGCAACAAGACUCGAGUGGAAGCCAGACAUCGAUUUCUUGCCAGCCAAAGCAUAUCUGUUCAAGUCUAUGCCACCUAACCCUUCCAUGGCAUUGCUCACAAAGCUCUCGGUGAUUGCUGUCAUUGAGCUUUUUGACCAGAUGGGCUUAAGGCCGUCGAGCUUUUCUUCUGUCACAGAAUACCGAGACUGGACAACUUCCAACCUUGGCCGGCUUCAUGAUAUCCUACAGUCGUACUUCCCAGAUGCCUUCGAUUUGAACCAAGACCCAACAUCUCUCCAGUCCAUGCUGAUAAAAGACGUAUCUGCAGUAGUCGAAUCUACCGAGCCUUGGGCUCAGCCUGUUCGUGACUAUGUCACAAGGAUACUGGAUGCGAUCGACGACCAAGUUCCAAUUUCGGAUCUUUUGAUGGACAAUGGGGGCUUCAGAUCCCUGUGGGAUUUCGCAGCUAUCAAUGUGAAUUAUGCGCAGAUGUUGCGUUUGCUCGGACAUUCCAAUCCAUCGUUGGCGGUCCUCGAGGUAAACCCCAGUACUUGCGGCACCACUUCGGCUGCACUGGUCAUUUUACAAUCGGUCGAUGGAGUCCGAUUAUACUCAAAAUAUACCAUGGCUUCAGACUCCACUGACAUUAGAACAGAGGCUUUGGACAGAUUCGGUGAAACAGAAGGAUUUUCGUCUGUUGCUCUGAGCCCCAAAGUCGCCAUCGGGGCACAUGACUUUGCCUCCAAGUCCUAUGAUUUGAUUAUCCUUCCACAUGACCUCCCAUCGUUCUAUGAAGUAAAGCCUUUCUUAGCCGAGAUGAAGACUUUACUUGCACCCGGUGGUCGCAUUUUGAUUCGCCAGUUGAACCCGCCUGUUCCAUUCAUAGACUUUAUGAUGAGCAUGAUCCCGGCUCCAUUAUCCAUUCCCAGCGAGCUGCAGUUGCAGAACCCUUUCUCUCCAGGGUUCUGGACAAUGGAACUAAAUGAGGCGGGGUUUCUCCCACCAGAGUUCUCCUCUUUCGAUCUAAACAUCUACCCUUGGACACUUGAACACGCGAUAAUCUCCAAGGCCCCCCACCCAGAAGCCGAAAAGCAUAAUAUUUUCCUUCUUGGUCCAGCACAGAGUCAUCCAUGGAUCGAGACUGUGAGACACCACUUGAUUGAACGAGGAUACAAUGUCGUUGAUGCCACACUUGAAGAGCUUCCAUCCGGCGAAGGAGACAUCAUCUCUGUGCUGGACAUACCGACACCGACCUUGAGCAAUUUCUCGCAAGAAAAUCACGAUGCAGUGAUAAGGCUUUGUUUGCAAGGAAGGCGAACAAUCUGGGCUACCAAAGCUUCGCAGAUGAGAUGUGACAAUCCGUCGUUUGGACUAAUAAAUGGAUUCGCAAGAACUAUUCGGCAAGAAACUAUGUCAGAGUUUGGCACCAUUGAAAUCGAUAAUUUCGAUCAACAUGCUGCAGGAGCUUUAGUUCAAGUAUACGAGAAAUUCUGUCGACAGUCGCUAGCCCCCAGUUGGGCACCAGAAUGUGAAUUUGCCUUGCUCGACAAAGUUGUUCAUAUCGGCCGGUUUCACUGGGCACCGCUCGAGAAUCUUUCUCCACCUGUCCCACAGGACUGUCACAUAGCCCUAGAGGCUGGUGCGCCGGGCAUUGGGAACUUGCUGACAUGGAAAGAGCAGCCCGAUCUUUCACUGAGCGAGCACGAUGUGGAAGUGGAUAUGAGUCACGUCGCGAUCAAUUUUAGGGACAUCAUGGUGGCGAUGGGUAUCAUUGAUGGAGAGCAUGGCUUGGGUCUAGAAGGAAGUGGAAUCAUUCACCGCAUUGGAUCUGCUAUUACACAUUUACGACCAGGCCAACGAGUUAGUAUUCUCGGUACAAGACUUCUCGCCACUCGAGUUGUUGUUUCCAGUGAAGCCUGCUUCCCUCUACCAGAUGAAAUGUCUCUGGAGGAUGCGGCUACGAUCCGAGUUGCGUAUCAAACUGCCAUAUACUCACUCCUUACAGUAGGGCAACUGGAGCUCGGACAGUCUGUUCUGAUUCAUUCGGCAUGUGGUGCAGUUGGCCAAGCGGCGAUUCAUAUUGCACAGACCAAGAAGGCCAAGAUAUAUGCCACGGUUGGCACAGAACGGAAGGUUCAAUAUCUCCAGGAAACAUUUGAUAUUCCCCGAGAAAACAUUUUCGACUCUCGUAAUGCCUCAUUUGUUGAUGGAAUCAGAGCUGCAACAGGUGGACAGGGCGUUGACAUUGUGCUCAACUCCUUAUCUGAGAGUUUGCUACAUGCUUCUUGGAGCUGCGUCGCUAGGUUUGGAAAAAUGAUUGAGCUUGGGAAACGCGACUUCAUGGGCCACGGAAUGUUGGAUAUGGAGACUUUUGGAGCGAAUCGAUCAUUCAUUGGUGUCGAUGUGCUACAACUUGGGUUGGAGAGCCCGAGCCGAAGCCGAAGAUUGACUGAGCUGUUUGCCCGGCUUUAUCAGAGGGGCAAAGUCAAACCAAUCCAGCCAAUUAAGUUAUUCACCUUAGCGGAGAUUCCGGAAGCCCUUGCAUAUAUGCAACGCGGAACACACAUUGGGAAGAUUUUGAUCAGAAUGACCGAUGAUACGACCGCACUGAGCUUGAGUAAGAAGAUAAAUAUUGCUCCUCUAACUACCUUCAAGCCCGAAGCUGCGUACCUGCUGGUGGGAGGCCUCGGAGGAAUUGGUCGGGCUGUGUCGAAUUGGAUGGUUGAAAACGGUGCCAGGCAUCUCAUUUACCUCUCACGAUCUGGGAGAUCACAAAGCAACAAUGCAUUCCUUGAAGAGCUUCAGGUACAGGGCUGUCAGCCAGUGAUAGUCAAUGGGAGCGUGUCAAAUAUUGGAGACGUGGAACGAGCAAUUGCUGCCAGCCCCAAACCUAUUUCUGGAGUCAUCAAUCUGGGCAUGGUGCAAAGGCCGUCAGCUCUCUCCGAGUCUACCUAUGAAGAUUGGUCUGAUGUUCAGGAUCCAAAAGUGAAAGGAUCUUGGAAUUUACAUCAGGCAUUUAGUCUGGCAGCACUUGACUUUUUCGUUGUUUUGAGCUCAAUCACAUCUCUAUGCGGCAGCAUCGGACAAGCGAGCUAUGCGUCUGCAAACUCCUACCUCGACGCACUGAUAAAGUACCGUCGGUCUCUGGGGCUUCCUGGCGCAACCCUCAACCUGGGCGGGGUUGGAGACAUUGGCUGCUUUGCACGAGAGCCAGAAUGGAUGACAGCAGCUAACUUAUGGGAGCUAAAUCUUCUGAACGAGGAGCAGGUCAUUCAGUCAGUGGAAGCAGCCAUCCGCCUAUCUCAGACCACAUACGGCUUGCAUGGUGUCGCUGCAACUGGUCAAGUCAUCACAGGAAUGAGUACGACCCGCACGCACACAGAUCCUGCUGCUCGCAUCCCAUGGAGAGAUGCGCGAUAUCGUCUCUAUGCUAAUAUCGGAGAGACAAAGAAGGAUGUACGUCAGGAACGAAUUGCUGAUAAGCUCAAGGGCUUCCUCCAAAAGGCUCAGCAGACCCCGGAUCUUUUGAAGGAGCCAGAAGGAUGGAAUUUGAUUGUUGAGUACAUGGGACUUCAUAUGAAUGAGAAGGCGGGGACGGAUGCAGAGCGGGCGCAGUUUGCCACAGUGUCCAUCGAUUCCAUUCUACUAAUUGAGACUGUCGGCCAACUGCGUCGGAGUCUGGGCCUUGACUUAACUUUAGCAAGCCUUGCUGGCGCAACUACUGUGGGUGAUUUGGGCCGAACUAUUCUGGAGCGGUUCUACGAGAAACUGACCACGGACAAAAAUUGA
Molecule: messenger RNA, 7497 nt
Organism: Penicillium salamii
Lineage: Eukaryota; Fungi; Ascomycota; Eurotiomycetes; Eurotiales; Aspergillaceae
Source: the annotation of a GenBank genome assembly